Molecule: messenger RNA, 1467 nt
Organism: Rotaria sordida
Lineage: Eukaryota; Metazoa; Rotifera; Eurotatoria; Philodinida; Philodinidae
Source: the annotation of a GenBank genome assembly
AUGGAUAUAUUUAAUUUAAAUACUGAUCCAUUUGAAUUUAUUGAAAAUGAAGGUCAUUUAUUUUGUCAAGAAACUAUUAAUGAUUUUAAUUUUGAUGAUGAAUUAAAUGAUAUUCUAUUAACUAAAUCAUCUUAUUCUCAACAAAUACAAUUAUCACCAUUACGUCCAAUUGAUUUACCAUCACAUAGAAAACAUUAUGGUCUUCUUACAUUUUAUCAAUAUCGUAUUCCAAUACUUUUUCGUUUAUCAACUAAUCAUUAUAUUCCAUAUAUUCGAUUUUCAUAUGCAUUAAAUGUACUUGAUCAACAUCAAUCAAAUCGUAUAAGUCCUAUAUUAGAUAUGGUAAAAAAUUUACCUAUUCUUGAAAUGACAUCAAAUGAACUUGCUUAUUAUGAUCGACUUAUUAAUUCUUUAUCAUCAACUAUUGAUAUUAUACCAGAAAAUCAUUCCGAAUGGUCAAAUAGAUUAUUAAGUGUUGCUUUACUUGAUUGUCUUCUUGGUAUACUUGAUUGUUCGACAUCAUUUUUUCAAACAAAUAAUUUCAAUACACAAAAAUGGGAACAAAUUCUUCAUACAAUGAGACAAGAAGUUAAAUCACGAUGGACAAUUGAAGAAAAAUUAGUUUUAAAUCAAAUAGAAAAACAAAAUCGACAAUCAACGAAUGAAUCGAAUUCAUUAUGUUUUUCAUCAACAAAUAUUGCACAACGACGAUUAUUUUUCGAAAAACGUCUUGAUCUAUCCAUUGUUGAAGAAUCUGGUGGUUUUAUUCAAAUUGAUUCAUUUAUUUUUCCAUAUAUUAAAUGUUUCAAUGAUAAGAAAAUCUAUAUAAAUUUAAAUGAUAUUCAUAGUCGUUAUCAUCAAUAUUUACUUUUAGCAUCAUCAUGCAUCCGUUGUUUUUCGUCAGAUUCAUCUAUAGCUCAUGCUUAUAAUAUUAUAAGUGAACAAGCACGAGAAAAUUUCUUUUGGAAUUCAAUUCAUGGUAGUGUUUAUAUGUCAAAACGUUUACCAAAUCCCAAAACACAAGAUUUUCAAUUAAAAUUUCUUUCAUUAGAUAUUUUUCUUAAAUCAAAAGGUAUGUGUUUUGUACAAUUAUUUGAAAAAUCUUCACUUGAAUAUUUAACAACAAAUUAUAAAAAUCAAUUUGGUCGACAAUUUGUUAUUGGUGAUAGUACAAGACGAUGUGGUUUUAUUAAUAAUGAAAUACCAUAUAUUCGUAUUGGUAAAGAUGAAACUUGUUAUCGAUAUUUGAUACCAACUGAAACAAAAUCAUCUCAUUUAAUGACACAUGAUGAACGUUUAUUUAUUAAUUGUAUGCUUUUAUAUCAUGAUCAUUGGGAUAUGAUUUUAAUAAAAGAACAACGUUGGUAUUUAGAAGAAAUUGAUAUUGAUAUUCAAAGUUCAAUUAUGAAUUUAUUUGAUCAAGAAUAUUAUGAAAGACAACAAAGAAAAUUAUUUGUUCACUGUUAA